This is a messenger RNA of Pocillopora damicornis (cauliflower coral), 2564 nucleotides long. RefSeq names its product E3 ubiquitin-protein ligase TRIM71. Gene Ontology annotation, molecular function: protein binding; zinc ion binding. The record is from RefSeq and is a predicted model, not a curated record. Lineage: Eukaryota; Metazoa; Cnidaria; Anthozoa; Scleractinia; Pocilloporidae.
ACCAUGAUUUGACACACAUAAACGGUAAUAGUCGUCCGAUGGCUGGUUGAUUUUGUUUGACUGGUUAUGUUUCUGGCUUGAAGUACCUGUCGCUCAUGAUAAACGCUUCUUGAAUUAUUCAAAGCCAAGCGGAGUUGAAUUAGCCUUGAAGCGACACUCUAUCUUACCAAAACAAAUAGCUACCACACCUGGUAUUCUUCAAAACUCCACAAAUUUGAUAUUUUUGCAAGGUGACUACCAGGUUUGGUUCAUCCGUGUAAGCAAUGCGUUUUAGCUGCAUGCAUCGCCGAAAAAGCCACUUUGGAAGCGGUCUGGCGGCAAGGAUUUGGUGACCGCAAUUGCGAAACUUAACUGGUGUGCACCGCGAGCUUGGCAAGUGUUGCACGAGUCCAAGAGCGACGGGAGAUGAACGGAAGAAAUACUUACAAUCAUUAAUAGCAGUCUACCUAGAACACUUCUUACAGAAAAAAUGGCUUCAAAACGCGGUCCGCGAAAAUCCGUAGCUUUCAGAGAGGAAAUCCCGCAAGAAAUCUGGUGUAAAUAUUGUAGUAAGAUUUACGAAGAGCCAAAAGUCCUACCAUGUUUACAUACGUUUUGCAAGCAGUGUAUUGGUUUAAUUACGGGAGAAAAUGAAAAUUAUCUGUUUUGUCCGAUUUGUCAUUCAGAUGUGGACUUACCCUCGAGAAAUCUGGAUGAUUUACAGCCCAAUGUUAUUGUUAUCAGGAAACUCGAAGAGUUUGAGAGACAAAAACUACGACAGCGGGAGGAGGAUUGUAGCGGUUGUGAAAACGGCCAAAAUCUGGCUUCACAUAGGUGCAUGGAGUGCCAAGAAUUUCUUUGCGGUGACUGCACGCUAGCUCAUCGAAGAGUAAAAUUCACGCGCGAACACGACAUUUUGUCUCUUGAAGAAUUCGUGGAUAGAACAAAUCCAAUAGAGCACUCAACAUCAAUACCUUGUAUUGCACAUUGUAGCGACAGUGUGGACAUGUAUUGCAAAACUUGCGAUUUAUUAACGUGCAAGGAAUGUAGAAGAAGUACUGAUCACGAGGGACAUGAUAUUGUUUCAAUAAAGAGCGCUGUUGACUCGCUCAAACCGACACUUUUAUCGUUGCUGGAUUCUACGCAGAAAAACAUUCCUGUCUUACAAAAGUCGGUGUACGAGAUUAUCAAGGUUUACGGUCGGUGGCAGAAUAAAAUCGAUGAUGUGUCGUGGCAAAUUCGGAGGACUUCGCGUCGCCUUAUUCAAGCCAUUAAAGAGAAAGAGCAUCAGUUACUAAAGGAACUGAACACCAUCAGAGAUAAUCGCGCCUCUGUAUUAGUGAACCAAAAGGACGAAAUUGAAAGAAACUUGGUCUGUACCAUCGAUGGUUGCGAUUUCUCCGAGGAGAUUAUCAAACAUGGAAAAGAUGCGGACAUUCUAGCAGUAAAUAGCUUAAUUUGUAAACGACUGUGCGAAUUGCAGGAAAAUCAGACAGACGGAGGGUUGAAUACUGUCAAAGUAGAGUUUGAUCCAGAUGAGCGGCCGAUUGUAGAAGCCAUAAAAGACACAUUUGGCUCAAUAAGUGUCGGUCAUGAACCCAAAGAGCAAGCUAACGAUAAGAAAGCUAAUGAACCAACUGAGAAAUCGCAACUAGCGAGUUCACUACCUAAUGGAGGGAGUUCUGUAUCAUUUGCUUCAGCAGAUGAUGAAGAAUCCAGUCCCAGUACUCUCUCUUCAGACUCGCAAAAGCCUGAAACGGGCAUAGGUUCUUCUUCGAGUUCGCUUGCGCUUAACCAAGAUCCAAAGUCUACCAAAAAGGCAAAAGGUCGUCGAUUCAGUUUCCCAGCUUUGACUAUGGGUAAAAAGUCAAGUGAACCUGUCGUAAAGUUGGCCCCGACGGAAUUCCUAAUUCCUACGACUGACAGCCGAGGACGUCCCAGGGAAGUCGGAAUACAGCUCGAGUCUCCAGACGGAAGUGUCAUUUCUGCUAAAGUCCUCGACAACAAAAAUGGAACUUAUUCGAUAUUCUACUGUCCACGGACUCCAGGCGAGCACAAUUUGUUCGUGAGCUUGUCCAGUAAACAUAUCAAGCAUGGCAGACGCAUCUUGAAUUUUUACGGUUCUUUCUCUGGGUUAAAAGGCGAGGAGUUGACACUGAUUUGUAAGACUUUGUGCUUGAUAAAAUGGCACGUGACUCCCGGCCUGAUUCAAGUUAAGGACGGCAAGAAAGUUCCGAAUCCCGAUAUGAAUUUACAACAAGUUGGUCAGUCAGAGGCGUGACAGUCUAAUCUGUCACGAUGGUCAUUAGCGUGACGAUUCAUCCAUUAUUCUUCCCCGUUGGUUUUCUCCUUUUCGAGACUUUCGAGUUAAAAUCAGUCUCAGAACGGAAUGCAACCUUACUUAUAUUUUGAAACACGAGGAAAAAUCAGUUUGGUGCACGGUUCUGCCUGUUUCAUAAGUCGUUGACCAUUUGUAGAAACAAUCACGCUAGAAACUACAUAUUUUAAUAUUUUCAAGGGAUGGUUGCCUGUUUGCAAGUAUGAUUGUUAAAUUUAGAACAAAAUAAAAUCCCAAGGAAGCUUAA